Molecule: messenger RNA, 5031 nt
Organism: Fundulus heteroclitus (mummichog)
Lineage: Eukaryota; Metazoa; Chordata; Actinopteri; Cyprinodontiformes; Fundulidae
Gene: tcf12
Product: transcription factor 12
Exons: 21
Coding region: 303-2447 (714 amino acids)
Biological process (GO): regulation of transcription by RNA polymerase II
Cellular component (GO): transcription regulator complex
Molecular function (GO): DNA-binding transcription factor activity, RNA polymerase II-specific; protein dimerization activity; RNA polymerase II cis-regulatory region sequence-specific DNA binding
Source: RefSeq, a predicted model, not a curated record
UGACCCGGCGCGUUGCAGCAUUGCCAGCGGGUUCUUACACGCGUGUUACAAGCGGCAUGCGGUGUUAUUACGGAGUGAUAGUGUCGCUGCGCCGACGCGAUGCUGCGGCUCCCGGGUUUUAACGCAUCCAGUCGGAGGAGCGCUCCCUCGCCUCUGCGCGUCGGCGAAGAGGAGACGCGCAAAUAAACGCGUUCGCGACACUUGAUGCAUCGGUGAUGCGCCUCGGUUGUCUUCGUCUCCGUGGCGGCGAUAAGGGGGCGACGGCAUAGCUAAGUUUACUUCACGGUUUCUAGAUCUUCAGGAUGAAUCCUCAGCAGCGGAUUGCCGCUCUCGGAACCGACAAGGAACUGAGCGACCUGCUGGAUUUCAGUGCGAUGUUCUCUCCACCUGUAAGCGGAGGGAAAAAUCGGCCGACCACACUUGGAAGCAGUCAGUUCAGCGCACCCGGUAUGGAUGAGCGGACCAACCAAGCGUCUUGGGCCCCAGGUGGCGAGUCCAGUCCGUCCUAUGAGUCCUCUCGGGGUUUUGCAGACAGCCCUCAUUACAGUGAUCAUAUGAGUGACAGCCGGAUAGUGUCCCAUGAAGAAUUGUCCCCAACACCUUUCAUGAACUCAAACAUAAUUGGGAAAUCAGAGAGGGCGUCGUUUCUUGGCUAUGGGAGGGAUCCUGGAGCAUCCGGUUGCCAGGCGUCUCUCAGGCCGGAUGUCGGGCUGACGAGCCCCAGUUCUGUGACUACCACAGGGAAAUCCACCGCUCCAUUUUACCCCUUCAACGCAGCCAAUCCCAGAAGGCGUCCUCUACAAGACGCUCCAGCGAUCGAUCCACUACAAACAAAAAAGGUUCGCAAGGUCCCUCCUGGCCUGCCUUCAUCUGUGUACGCGCCGUCUCCAAACUCGGAGGACUUCAACAGAGAUUCCCCCUCUUACUCCUCGCCCAAACCUUCCAGCAGUAUGUUCGCAAGCACUUUCUUCGACGGUACCCACAGUUCGUCUGACCCGUGGAACUCAUCCAGCGGCAUCAGUCAGCCGGGCUACGGGGGAAUGCUGGCAGCAUCUUCAUCUCACAUGGCCCAGACGGGAAACUAUAGCAGCCUGCACUCACAUGACCGCUUGAAUUACCCCGCACAUUCGGUCUCUCCCGACAUCAACGCCAGUCUUCCUCCCAUGUCAAGCUUUCACCGGAGCAACACCAGCACUUCGCCGUUUGUCACCGCAGCGCACACUUCGUCCGUCAACUCCGCCGAUGGGGUUAUGGUCGCUGCUAAUCGAGGGACGACUACUGGAAGCUCGCAGACUGGAGAUGCGCUGGGCAAGGCUUUGGCCUCGAUUUACUCACCUGACCACACUAGCAGUAGUUUCCCGUCCAAUCCGUCCACACCAGUGGGCUCUCCUUCACCUCUGACGGCCACAGCAGGAGCUGGCUCAGCGGGGACCGUUGUGACCGCUGCAGGGACCCCGUCUGGAAGGCCAGGUGCCAGCCAGUGGCCCCGCGCUGGUGGACACACUCCCUCUUCUCCAGGUUACGAGAACUCCCUCCACUCGCUGAAAAACAGAGUUCAUCAGCAGUUACAUGAGCAUCUCCAGGAUGCCAUGUCUUUCUUAAAGGAUGUCUGCGAGUCUCGAAUGGAAGAUCGUCUGGACAGAUUGGAUGAUGCAAUCCUUGUUUUGAGGAACCAUGCAGUGGGCUCCACCGCCAGUCUGCCCAGCGACAUACACAGCCUGCUGGGACAGGCACAAAACGGGCCAAUAACAACCAUCGGACCAAACUUCCCCGCCUCCGCGCUAGUUCCAAGUCGGACCGCAACAAUGCAGGGCGGCGAUGACGCUGCCAGCCUGAGCAACAGCCACGGAGGCCUGCCCAGCACCGGCUCCACGUCCAGCACAGAACUUAACCAUCAAGUGGAGGCGUUCAGAGGUCUUGCUUCAGGGUUGUCUGGUCAAGUUCCUGCUACCCUGGAACUGAAGAUUGAGAAACAGGAAAAGGAUGAUAUGCACGACAGCCUGUCUGAUAAUAAAUCGGAUGAUGAGAGUGACAGAAGAGAUAUGAAGACGCCCAGAACAGGUCAACGCACGAGCAUCACCGAAGACGAGGAUCUGAAUCCCGAGCAGAAGGCCGAGCGCGAGCGAGAGAGGAGGAUGGCGAACAACGCCCGCGAGCGCCUGCGGGUCCGAGACAUCAACGAGGCCUUCAAGGAGCUGGGCCGCAUGUGCCAGCUGCACUUGAAAAGCGAGAAGCCCCAGACUAAACUACUCAUCCUCCAUCAGGCUGUGGCCGUCAUUCUUAGCUUGGAGCAGCAAGUCAGAGAGCGAAAUCUGAACCCCAAAGCAGCCUGCCUUAAGAGACGAGAGGAGGAGAAGGUGUCCGGGAGCUCCGGUGACGGCCAGCAGGGGCACACAGGGGUCCAUCCGGGCCUGACCGACUCAUCCAACCCCAUGGGACACCUCUGAGCAGGAGGCAGAUCAGCGCCAUGCAGAUCAUUUCUGCCCCGUGUGAGCUGGUGAGCCUGCUUCCCAGUCACAGACUGCACUCAUGCUUUGCCACAGCAGUCGCAGGAGACAGACCACUGCAAGCGAAACUAAACGAGUCUAACACGAUCCAGCCCUCAGAUUAAAGAGAGCCAAGCGACCAGUUUCCAUCUGCAAAUUUCCCCCACCCCCAUACGAAGAAAAACUGAAACUCCUCAGCACAUAUCAGUGUCUGCAAGAAGAAGAAGAAGCGUGUUGCUCCUGAACAAUCAGAGACUACGCAAUCUCCUCCAACCGUACGUGGAAAUUGCCUUGUGCCUAAACUGAAUUGACGAAUGCAUUGUAACAGCUAUUUUUUUUAUUUUUUUUUCUUCUGUCUGUUUUCUUUUAUUUUCUAUUUAUUGUGUUAUUGAGCUAUAAGGCGUAUGCCUAAAGGGAAAGUUUGGCAAAAACCACAGAGAAGCGUGCGGCUUUUCAGUCGACCUAUAGUUUGCCUGUGUCACCGUUCAAACAGAGCACUCCCCCCCCCCCUCUGAGAGUCUUCGGCGAGUCCAAGAGGAGGGGCAAAAACAUUUGGGCACUGAGAAGAAGAUCGAGAUUAAUUUAUUGGCCAGUUUAGAUGAAUAUUUAUACCCUGCGACAAAACACUUUUAGCUUUUAGAUGCGAACAACAGAAAUGUCCAAUGUUUUUUUUUUUUUUUUUCUAAAGAUUUAUUAUUUAUAUUUAUUUGUUCUUGAUUUUGCCACUGGCCACAUGUGAAACCAAAACUACCUAAUAUGUAUUUUCCUGUAGUUUAGAAGGCCGAGAAACGCUGAAACCGGCCCGACUACACCCUCAAGGUGACAGAAGAUGGACAAACUGUAGUUUCACUGAAAGCUCAGAUCUAGUUUCAUUUUUGUUUUUUCCCUCCGCAGAAACAUUAAAAAGUCAAACUGUUUAGCAUUCCCUGCAUAUUUAGUGUCUUAACUCACGGCCCUGUUGUCUAUUUGCCAUAUAGUGUUAAACGUAUGCAUUUCAGUGGCUUUACAGAUUGCUGUCAGCAUUUAGCCUCCUGAUGCAUCCUCAGCGGGGUUUUUUAUUUUUAUUUUUUUUAUUUUCUGUUAUUGUCGUUUUUGUUUGUUGCUUUGUUUCUUGGCAUCGUUGCCACCAGCAAAUCAAAACGAAUAACGAGACGUAGUGAAGAAGAAGAAGAAGAAGAAGAAGAAAACGACGACCAUGCUUUCUCCUGGCCCGAUGAACAUAUCAGUUUUUGUUUUUGUUAAUAUUUCCAGACGUUAUACUUCCAGCUCAGUUAUCCAGAGUUACGCUUAUUUGUGUUGUACACGAGUCCGUUCCUCGUCUUGACUUCCAGCGCUACGACGCCCAGUCCCAAUCAGCAGCGAGAGCAUCUAAGUUAUUCUUCAGGUCCUGUUUGGAUCACGGUUAGGUGAGACACUUCCUGGAUUUCUCUGGGCGGUAGCUGCAUAAUGAACAAAAGCAGUCGACAAGGGUUUCCUUUUACAUUUCAAGGCGUUUGAUCAUGGCUUUUAUUUUGUUUCCCCUAUCAGUGUGCAUGCUUUACAUAUUUCCUCUGUUUUUUUUUUGUAUCUUUUGGUCUUAAGACUUGCUUUAUAUUCCAUAUAUUUCUUUGUAUAUUAUGUUCUGUCAUGUUCUCCACCUGCAACGAGGCGGCCACGUUCAGGAUGAGUUUUCAGGACAACAAAAGGGAUUUCAUCUGGAAUAAACGAUGCGUAGCAAGAGUUUACAUUCAACACACACUUUUAUUAUUGUGACAAAUAAAAACAGCAUAAUCUUGCGUUCUCUGACUGAAUGUGGCCUUCUUUCGUUUUUUUUUUUUUUUUUUUUCCAUGACCUUGUGUUCAUGUUGACAGACCGCUGACUGAGGGUGUAAUCUAUGUCACUUCCAGCUCUUAUUAUCUUCAUUUUGUUUGCCGAGUUCCUGUUCUAACUUUGUUUUCCUUGCGCCUCUGUUUGCCAAGUUAGACUUUGCUGUAUUCCAAGAUGCUUUCCCUUGUAUAAUAUAUAAGAAAAGAAAAAAAGAAAAUCAAAAGGAAAAAAAAAAAAAAACAUUUGGCUUAUUUUUCACUGUAGUUUAGUCUUUUAUACAAUAAUACUGUAAGAAUAUUUCUUGAAUUCUAAAUAUUACUCUUUCUAGAUUUUUGAAAGCAAAAGUUUUGAGUAAAAAGUUUCUUACUUUAUUUUACUAUAUUAGAUAGUAAAAUGUACGGUUAUUUACCAUAACUUGUCAGUUAUAACGAGAGAUUUAGCAGAUGGCGGAGGACGGCAGAACUGCGGCUCGUAGCCGGGUUCUUUAAAAGGAUCCGUACGAGCCGCAGGUCCCCUGAAACAGAGACUUUCUUCUUCCUCCUCGGCGUCCGCUGUUGGUUGAUAAAAGGUUUGAUCUCGUGUCAAAUAAAAGAUGUUGAUCUGCAUUUAAAAAAAAAAAAAAGCUAAGGAAAAAAAAACAACAACUGUGGCAGCGAGAAUUUGAAUUUUCUGUCUUUUUCAACAGGAAAACAUGUAUAUAACAUUUAUGUUGCAAUAAAUGUGCCAUCUUUUUUUAAA